Molecule: messenger RNA, 1047 nt
Organism: Aaosphaeria arxii CBS 175.79
Lineage: Eukaryota; Fungi; Ascomycota; Dothideomycetes; Pleosporales
Exons: 3
Coding region: 1-1047 (348 amino acids)
Source: RefSeq, a predicted model, not a curated record
AUGGAUUACGACACGACGCUUUUUCCAUAUUACGCAAAUUGUGAUUUUGAACCGUUCAUCCCCACGGCAGAACAGAUCGAUGCGUACCUUGAUUCGAAGGAUCCCCUGCUCAACAGGCCGGAUUUUGGCAUACGCGAAAGGUCCUGGCGCAUGGGGCCAUACUUGAUUACAGUCGAGCCUUAUGAAAGAAUAUUCCAGGAAGCCGAGAAUCUCCUCUAUCUUGAGAGGAAUUCCACAGUUAGGACCCCAAAGCUCUAUGCAGCAUUCAAGAAGGAAAGGGUAGAUCCUAUGUACUCACGCGCAAACACGGGAGAUACUUAUGACCCGUUUGAAGAUGAAUCAUCACAUCGAGUAAUGAACUACUACAUGGUUAUGGAAUACUUAGAUGGAUUUAAGUGCGGUUACUUGACGUUAGAUGAAAUCUCAGCAGCAGAGGAGCGUUCAGGAAGUCAGCUCCGAGAGCGAUUGGGAACGAAGAUUGGCGAGCUGUUAGGAGAGCAACUUCGGAAGUUGCGCAGCGUCCCUCCUGAAAAUCCCAAUCAUUAUGGCCGUAUUAAUGGCCGAAGAUACAUGGAAGCGCCACCAUUGUUCUAUACGGACCUCUCUCGCGGUCCGUUCAAGUACGAACAACUAGUAAAACGUCUUUUCGACCAUGCGCAUAAUAGCAACGAACACUCGGAACCCGGAUUUUUUACAAUUCUAGAAGAUAAGCUUUUAGAAAUCGCAAGUUCACAAGAAGCAGCACCUGUGCUCACGACUAUGUCUUGCACACCCGCAGACUUCGCUGUACGGCUCACUAGAGACAAGAACAAUGAGCCUAUAGAUGUAGAGGAAGUGGUUUUGAUCAAAUGGAACCACUUAGCAUGGAUGCCUCCCUGGUAUGAGCCUGGAGGGAUGUAUCACAAGACGCAAGAUCUGAGUGACUUGGUGGCCAGUUCCGCGAUGGAAAGAAUGGGCAAAGCCAACAUGUUUACCGCAGCUUGGUUUGCAGAAUUCAGACGGAAGUCAAAUGAGGCUUGCGGACUUUCCACAUUACGAUACUGGUAG